CAUUUAUUUACUCUCUUCUUUUCUUUUUCUUCUCAAAGUCUGAGCCUAAGCAAUCAAUCAAUUUCAAGCAGAGAAAGAAAGAGAGAGAGACAGACAGACAGACAGCAAUGGAGGAUCUGCCCUCCGGUUACCGUCCCAACGUCGGCGUUUGCCUCAUUAACUCCGAUAAUCUGAUUUUUGUUGGAUCAAGAUUGAAUGUUCCCGGAGCAUGGCAGAUGCCUCAGGGCGGUAUUGAAGAUGGCGAAGAACCCAAAUCAGCAGCUGUUAGGGAACUACGAGAAGAGACUGGGGUAGUGUCUGCUGAAAUUAUAGCUGAGGUUCCAAAUUGGUUGACAUAUGACUUCCCACCUGCCGUGAAGACCAAAGUUAAUCGUCUCUGGGGAGGUGAAUGGCAUGGGCAAGCACAAAAAUGGUUUCUUAUGAGAUUCACAAAUGAUGAGAGUGAGAUCAACUUAGCUACUGGGGAAGCUGAUGCAGAGUUUGCAGAGUGGAAAUGGGCGAGCCCUGAAGAAGUUAUCGAGCAGGCAGUGGACUACAAGAGGCCAACAUAUGAGGAAGUUAUGAAGACCUUCAAGUCGUACUUGGACGGAAGUGGAUUAUCUGCAAAAUGUAAAUCAACAAAAUGGUGAAUCUUCUGGGUGUGGUUGUGUAGUUAUAAGUCCAUCUUCUUGAACUCGUUUUACCAGUACUGAAAUUUGGAUCAAGUAAAGUAGGAUUCUUGCUUUUUGUAAAUGAGAAUGAGAGAACUUUAAGUUAGAUCUUUGCAUUGUUCGUAAGUUGCAACAAUAAAGUCUUUGUGGAAUGACUUACUUCUCUCCACUCUCCAGCGGGUUUUGCCUAGAAUGGCGAUUGUAGAGUGUAUCAAAUUUAAAUGGAAAAAAUGCCGAAAAAGGUUUUUUGCCCUUUGAA
Messenger RNA from Rosa chinensis, 909 nucleotides. RefSeq names its product nudix hydrolase 25. The transcript has 6 exons. Gene Ontology annotation, molecular function: guanosine-3',5'-bis(diphosphate) 3'-diphosphatase activity; bis(5'-adenosyl)-pentaphosphatase activity. NCBI's taxonomy places the organism in Eukaryota, Viridiplantae, Streptophyta, Magnoliopsida, Rosales, Rosaceae. Gene Ontology annotation, cellular component: chloroplast. The record is from RefSeq and is a predicted model, not a curated record. Gene Ontology annotation, biological process: ribose phosphate metabolic process; nucleoside phosphate metabolic process. The coding region runs from base 108 to 629 and encodes 173 amino acids.